UGUCCGCGCUGAUCCCGUUUGUUUGACGUACGGUGUGCGCCUGCGCAGUGACACAGCGAGGAUGAGUUCCAUCGGCACCGGGUACGAUCUUUCGGCCUCCACCUUCUCCCCCGAUGGGCGGGUGUUCCAGGUGGAGUAUGCCAUGAAGGCCGUGGAGAACAGCAGUACUGCGAUCGGGAUACGCUGUAAGGAUGGAGUGGUGUUCGGGGUGGAGAAGCUGGUUUUGUCCAAACUUUACGAAGAGGGGUCAAACAAACGCAUCUUCAACAUUGACAGACAUGUCGGCAUGGCCGUUGCUGGGUUAUUAGCAGACGCUCGUUCUUUGGCAGAAGUGGCACGAGACGAAGCUUCAAAUUUCAGAUCCAACUAUGGACACGACAUUCCACUUAAGCACCUGUCUGAGCGUGUGGCCAUGUACGUGCACGCCUACACCCUGUACAGCGCCGUCAGACCCUUCGGAUGCAGUUUUAUCCUGGGUUCCUUUGACAAAGACGACGGUGCUCAGCUGUACAUGGUGGAUCCCUCUGGCAUCUCCUACGGAUACUGGGGCUGUGCCAUUGGAAAGGCCAAACAGGCAGCAAAGACCGAGAUUGAGAAACUCCAGAUGAAGGACAUGACGUGCCGAGAGCUGGUCAAAGAAGUGGCCAAAAUAAUCUACAUAGUUCAUGACGAGGUGAAGGACAAAGCGUUUGAGCUGGAGCUGAGUUGGGUGGGAGAAGUGACAAACGGACGACACGAACUGGUCCCAAAAGACGUCAGAGAAGAGGCAGAGAAAUACGCAAAGGACUCUCUGGAGGAGGAGGAUGAUUCGGAUGAGGACAACAUGUAAAAACUGCUCUGUGU
Molecule: messenger RNA, 843 nt
Organism: Periophthalmus magnuspinnatus
Lineage: Eukaryota; Metazoa; Chordata; Actinopteri; Gobiiformes; Gobiidae
Gene: psma3
Product: proteasome 20S subunit alpha 3
Exons: 12
Coding region: 62-829 (255 amino acids)
Biological process (GO): ubiquitin-dependent protein catabolic process
Cellular component (GO): proteasome core complex, alpha-subunit complex; synapse; proteasome core complex
Source: RefSeq, a predicted model, not a curated record